Molecule: messenger RNA, 1818 nt
Organism: Osmia bicornis bicornis
Lineage: Eukaryota; Metazoa; Arthropoda; Insecta; Hymenoptera; Megachilidae
Cellular component (GO): extracellular region
Molecular function (GO): chitin binding
Source: RefSeq, a predicted model, not a curated record
UGUGCGGAGGCGAGAUUUGGAGAACACGUUGUUUUACCAUAUAACGAGAGAUUGUCUCCCACUACCCCGAUGCGAAGCCAGAUAUUAACUGGUGGAGGUAACUUUCAGCGAGGCAUGCUAUAUAAGAGAAUGAAGAACCGGCCGGCCAAGAUAAAGCUUGAGUGUUGUCAACGUUCGUCGUGCCGUUACUCCUCUACCUUCUUCGUUGACAGAAUGCAUUGGUUAUGUCUGGCAGCGUUAGCUGCAACCGUAGCAGCGCAAGGUUCUUACGAUUUAGACCCAAGAGUGUCUUUUACUGGGAAAUCCUCCAGUUUAGGACCUCUUUAUUCAUCUAGCCUUAGCAGUGGUCAAGGUUUUCGCGAUAAUAGUUACGAGGAUAAUAUUGUAACGCCAACGCCAUCUCCCUCGCCUUACCGGAACCCCUCGAAUCAGCAACCCUUGUAUCGUAAACCAUCUGGAGGCGGAUUGGAUCAGACGGCAAUCAGGGUGAAUGGACCACCGCGUGGUAUUCUUCGAGGAGGACAAUCGCAAAACCCACGGGCCGAGGUUGAAGAACUGGAGGAAAAGGAGGAGCCGGAUCGCUUGACCCUUCUUCUGCCGCAAAGUAAAUUUGAUUGCGUGAACAAGCAGACUGGAUAUUACGCUGACGAAGAUCUUAACUGCGAGGUCUUCCACUAUUGUCAAGAUAAUGCUAAACACUCUUGGAUUUGUCCUGAAGGAUUCACGUUCCAUCAGGUUCACCUGAUUUGCAUGCCGCCGAGCGGUGACAUAAACUGCAAGAAGAGCUCCCAAUAUCACUUUGUGAACGAGUACCUCUACAAACCAUUGAACUUGGCUGAAGCUGAGACGAGACCGAAUGUAACCUUGAGAUACAGUGAAAGAUAUUUCCCUGCAGAUAUUCAUCCUGACGAACGUGAUACUGAAGACACUUAUUCGUCUGCGCCAGUCCGUCGUCCUGCACCAGCAAUAUACUCUAGUCCUCAGCCAGCUACUUUGAAUAGUAUUCCUCCAUCAGCUCGCCCACAACCAACGGGACUUCCACAAUUUCGUUUACCGAUCAAUCAGGUUUUCCGCAGUCCUGAAGAGGUAAAUAUACCCCUUCAACAUAGACGCCCACAACCCCAACAGCAGCAACAUCAAGCUCUGAGAAGAUUCCCUCAAGUACGACCCGAUGAUGAGGAAUACGAGUAAAUUUUGAUCCAUCGUCGUUCGACAAUUAUUUUAUCAUUCAUCGUCACCCUCAUCGUCGCAUUUCAGUCGUUAAUUAUAUCGCAACAAUGUCAUCAUAUACAUUCCGUGUUGAAAUUAUCAACGAAUAACGAUAAACAUAAACGCUAUGUUUAUUCGAACGAAUUAUAAUUAUAUAAUUCUGUAGAUUAAUUGUAGAAUGUAAAUUAUUCUAUCUUUUCAUUUAUCAUUUUAUAUAAAUUCUUAAUUACCGCGAGCAAAUGUAAAUUCAAAUUCCUCUAAAUUCGUGUAAUUAAUACACAGAUUCUAUAUUCGGUUUUAUUUAUAAAUGAAAUUACACUAAUUAAAUGAGAAUUACGUAAUAUUGUAUAAUUUAGCAACACGUGUGUCUCAAUAUGUAUCUGUCAAAAAAUAAUCAAUGAUUUUAAUAAUAUAACAAACAUGCUAACGUAUAAACAUGUAAUCGAUAUUAGUUUAAUAGCGAUGACCAAUAAAUUGUUAUUGUAUUAUUUUUAAUAGCAUUAUUAUCGCUACGACACUGUUACAAAUGUUUUCUUGAGAGCAAAAAUAGUCAAUUCACAAUUUAAAUAAUAUGCAUGUAAUAUAAAAAGGAAUAAAAUACAUAUAAGU